Molecule: messenger RNA, 662 nt
Organism: Durio zibethinus
Lineage: Eukaryota; Viridiplantae; Streptophyta; Magnoliopsida; Malvales; Malvaceae
Product: PLAC8 family protein
Source: RefSeq, a predicted model, not a curated record
AUUGUUUUUAUUUUGAAGAAAGUCAUUAUUGUUUUACCUAUUUAUGCUAUUGUUUUUUCGAGCAGAAAGCUGCAAUGUUUCUUCCUAAAACCGGAACUGCAAUUGCAAUUCCAGUGUUCAGUCCAGACCCUGAAACUUCUUCGUAUCAAGCAUACAUGAAGCCGUUGCCAGAAGGACUGUGGACAACCAGUAUUUGCGAGUGUUACGAGGAUCUUUCUAAUUGUGUAUUUACCUGCUUUUGUCCAUGCAUCACCAUGGGACGAAAUUCUGAGAUCAUCAAUAGAGGAGAAAUAUCGUGCAGAUCGGCAAGCCUCCUUCACCUUGCAACGGGGGUUGUGCUUUUCGGGUGGAUAUUUGGGUCGAAAAACCGUACAAACUUGAGGCAACACUUCUCAUUACCAGAGUCACCAUUACCCGAUUGGUGCACUCACCUCUUGUGCAUGUGGUGCGCUCUUUGUCAAGAACACAGGGAACUCUUAACUCGUGGAGCUGAUCCAACCUUAGGUUGGGAGGGCAAUUUGGCCAAGUGGAAUAAGGAUGGAGUGACUCCCCCGAUUGUAGUACCACGCAUGCUACAUAUUGGUUCAUUUUUGGCACCUGCUAUAGCAGUGAACCAGAUGAUAUUUGAUGAUACCCCUAGUUAUUGUUUACCUCUUAUUUAA